AUGUCUCACGAAAACCCGACCUCCUGGCUGUCAAACUCGCCGUCACAUCACAACCAUCGCAGAGCCUCACACCUCGUCCUACAAGACGAGCAGCCUCCGCCAUUGGCUCCCCGCGGCCAAGGCACCCUGUCGCAGCUUUUCAGAAACCGCUCCCACGCAUCGCUGCACACCUACGGCAGUACGUGGAGAGGUGCUGUACCCAAUGGCCCGGACGACGAGGAGUCGGCCCUGGCGCACACUCUGUCCCACCCGCAUUCCGAAGGCACAGACGACGAGCCACCCCGGCGCUUACAGCUCGACGAGCAGCGACUUAGCCAGAUCCUACACAGCUCCCCCGUGCGCUCGAUGCGGCUGAUCGGAAACUCGAAUCCGCGGUACAACUGGGAGCGAUACUGGAAGACGGAGCAGCAACUGCGAGCACUGAAGAAGCCGCUGAGGAAAUACUACGAGCGGACCAAUUACCUCGUGCAGCAGUACUUGUACAUCGACCGACUACUGGACAGCAGCCUGCCUCACGACCUGCUCAAUGAAUACAACGACCUCCCGCAUAGCUCUUUCAAAGGCAUCGAAGUGCCGGACACAAUUUCGGAGGAGCCGGCCAGCGCCUCCAACAUUGGGGGCAGUCUAAGAAGCAAUGGUCCAGUAACAGGAGUGACGAGUGAGGUCACAAGCUCGUCUGCGAGCCUGCGAAACGAGUCCGAGAAUGGCGAGGCUAUCCAUGGCAAUGAUCGGCCAAAGGCGCCAAAGUCUAGCAGCGCAAAGAAGGUCAAGCGCACACCCAAGGACAUAUAUCGGCCCACGGAGACGACGCCUUUGUUUGACAACGACGAGGAAGAGGACGAUGGCUGGACUGGCGAGGGGCCGAGGCCCGAGAUCCCCUGGCUUGAGGACGACGAUGAUUUGGACAGCAGCAGUCGCGUUGUCACGAUAGCCAUUUACGUCAACUUGGCGGCAAAUGCGAUUCUGCUAUUCGGAAAGGUUGCCGUCGUUAUCGAGGUGUCGUCCAUGUCCGUUCUGGCUAGCUUGGUCGAUGCAAUACUGGACUUCUUGUCGACGGUCAUAGUGUGGACGACGACUUGGCUGAUCUCCCGGCAAGACCAGUACAAAUAUCCGGUCGGGCGGCGGCGUUUGGAACCUCUGGGCGUGCUGGUCUUUUCUGUGAUCAUGAUUACAGCUUUCACGCAGGUCGCGCUUGAGUCCAUCCAGCGGUUGGCCGCGCCAAAUCACCAGUUGAUUCAGCUUGGCAUUCCGGCGAUAGGAAUCAUGAUAGGAACUGUCCUUAUCAAAGGGCUGUGCUGGUUGUGGUGUCGAUUGGUGAAGAACUCGAGUGUCCAAGCAUUAGCCGCCGAUGCGAUGACAGACGUCAUAUUCAACACCGGUUCAAUCUUAUUUCCCAUCAUCGGCUUCUACGCCAAGAUCUGGUGGCUCGACGCGCUGGGCGGCCUCAUCCUCUCGCUGGUAGUCAUCUUCAACUGGUCGCAGACUUCCCUGGGGCAUAUUAAGAACCUCAGCGGGUUUAGCGCAACGGCAGAUCAGCGCAACGUGCUGCUGUACCUGACGAUGCGGUUCGCGCGGACGAUCCGCCAGAUCCAGGGCCUGCAGGCGUACCACGCGGGCGACAAGCUCAACGUCGAGGUCGACAUCAUCCUCGACGCGUCAACGACGCUGCGCGACUCGCACGACCUGAGCGAGAGCCUGGGCUACGUUCUCGAGAGCGUGCCCGUCGUCGACCGCGCGUUCGUGCAUGCCGACUACGCGAGCUGGAAUUUGCCUACGCAUAUGGAUCAGCAGCAGAGUGGGUGA
This is a messenger RNA of Anthostomella pinea, 1803 nucleotides long. The record is from the annotation of a GenBank genome assembly. Lineage: Eukaryota; Fungi; Ascomycota; Sordariomycetes; Xylariales; Xylariaceae.